Molecule: messenger RNA, 2262 nt
Organism: Corticium candelabrum
Lineage: Eukaryota; Metazoa; Porifera; Homoscleromorpha; Homosclerophorida; Plakinidae
Product: arf-GAP domain and FG repeat-containing protein 2-like
Exons: 7
Coding region: 26-2254 (742 amino acids)
Cellular component (GO): membrane; cytoplasm
Molecular function (GO): GTPase activator activity
Source: RefSeq, a predicted model, not a curated record
UGAGAGAUUUCUAGGUUGUGUGCAGAUGGCGGUAGCAGCUACGAAGAAGAAGCAAGAUGAUAGGAACUUGAAGCGGCUGAGAGAAUUGGUGUCAAGUCCAGAGAAUAAGAAAUGUUGCGAGUGCCGAAAGAAGGGCCCCACAUAUGCCGACAUGACAACUUGCUCGUUUGUCUGCACAACAUGCAGCGGAUUGUUGAGAGGUAUAAACCCCCCUCAUCGUGUGAAAAGUAUCACUAUGACAAGUUUUAGUGUUGAUGAAAUGGCACGAUUAGAAGAGGGAGGGAAUGAAAAAGUGAAUGACAAGUGGCUAGCGAAAUGGAAUGAAAGGACUGACAUGGAACCUGAUGCUGGUGAUGAUCAGAAGAUGAAAUAUUUCAUGGUUGAGAAAUAUGAGAGAAAGAGAUGGUAUGAUGAGAGAGGGAGAAGCACUGAUGCUGGACCUGCUCCUGGUUCUUCAACUCCUGAAACGAGACCGCUCUCUACUUUAUUAGGAAAUCAAGCACCAAAACUGGUGGUGACAAGUAAGCCAGUGACUGCUGCGGCAACUGUUACUCAAGCAAAUGCAUCUCCUAAUCUUCCUGCUCCACCUGGCAAUGUAAGACGAGGGUAUGCUUCUCCUGCCAGUGCCUCUCCAGCCAGUGCGGUGAAAGUAUCAACAUUAGCUCAAACUGCAGCUGCACCUGAUCCUCCUCAGACUCAACAGCAGAGCAGUUCAUUGCUGGAUCUGAAUGAAGUCUUUUCUACACCAGCUGUGCAACCACAACCACAACCAUUUGGUGGCAUAUCAGUGUUUCCACCUGGUGCAACUACAGGAAAUGCUCAUCUACAGCCUGUUGGAUCAACAGCUAAUAACACAGGGUCUGGAGGAUUUGCUGCGUUUCAGAGUGCUUCAACAGUGCCAGCGAAUCAACUCCCAGUGCAGUCAGUGUCAACUACAUCAGACAAAUAUUCAGCUUUCUCUAAUCUUGGCUCAGUUCCUACUACAAACCCUACAGUCAACUGGGGAAGCAGCAACACAUCAUCUGUUCUUGAUUGGUCUAGUGGAGGUUCGACAAGUGGAAGCAGUACUAUUAACUGGGGAACAACGAGUCAAUCCACUCCAUCCAGUGGACCAAGCUGGAGUCAACAGACUGGUAUUACAACAUCAGAUAGUGGGUUUGGCAGUCAAAUGCAAUCAAAUCAAUCUUCUAGUAAUCCCUUUGCAGGUAUGGCUGUAAGUGCCAACAUGUCGGCUCAACAGCAGCAGCCAAUGAUGUCUCAGUCUAACUCCAAUCCGUUUGGAGAUAUUGGUAAUAUAGGAGGAAUGACUAGAGGGCCAGCAAGCCAUAGUCAAUUUACUAACAAAUCUCAGCUAGCACAGCCUGCUGUUCCACAAAUGGGAAUGCAACAAGGUACAAUGCAGCAAGGGACAGUGCCACAAGCUCAAAUGGUAGGUGGCGGCGGCCAGUGGGGAAGGCAGCCACAAAUGGUAGGCCAACAGCAAGCUGGUAUGGGAUGGGGAGCACAAGCCCCACAACAACAGUUUGGUCAGCAGUUGCAGCAGCAAGCUGGUUUUCAGCAGCAAGCUGGUUUUCAGCAGCAAGCUGGUUUUCAGCAGCAAGCUGGUUUUCAGCAGCAAGCUGGUUUUCAACAACAACCACAAGGAUUCCAGCAACAACCACAAGGAUUUCCACAACAACAGAAUGCAUUCAGGCAGCCACAGGGUGGAUUUGGACAGCCACAGGGUGGAUUUGGACAGCCACAGGGUGGAUUUGGACAGCCACAGAGUGGAUUUGGACAGCCACAGAGUGGAUUGGGACAGCAGCAGAGUGGAUUCGGACAGCCACAGAGUGGAUUCGGACAGCCACAGGGUGGAUUUGGGCAGCCACAAGGUGGAUUUGGACCUUCACAAAAUGCAUUUGGACAGUCACAAAAUGCAUUUGGACAGUCACAGAAUGCAUUUGGACAACAGAGUGGGUUUGCACAGAGUGGAUUUGGACAGGCAAAAGGUGAGUUUGGACAGCCACAACAGUUUGGUGGUACCUCCUCACAGCAGAAUGUGGUCGGGCAGCAAGGAUUUGGAGUUCAGUCUGUGGGCCAGCAGCCACAAAUGUUUGGUGCACAGCCACAGAUGGGUGGUCAGUUUGCACAACAAGAUCAGCAACAGUUCGGUGGAUGGGGACAAGCACAACAAGGGCUAGUAGGACAGAGCAAUCCGUUCAUGACAGGGAGUGGGCAAGCAAUGGGUCAAGGAUCAACCAAUCCAUUCAUGUGACUAAUUCA